Messenger RNA from Prosopis cineraria, 2591 nucleotides. RefSeq lists its product as uncharacterized. NCBI's taxonomy places the organism in Eukaryota, Viridiplantae, Streptophyta, Magnoliopsida, Fabales, Fabaceae. The coding region runs from base 603 to 2336 and encodes 577 amino acids. Gene Ontology annotation, biological process: protein transport. The record is from RefSeq and is a predicted model, not a curated record. The transcript is spliced from 6 exons.
GGCCGUGGUCUGCUCAACCCUCAAGCGGGAGUCACCAGGGAUUCAAUCAAAAGCCUAAAAUGCGUUGUGUUCUUGAAGUGGAAUCCUUGUCUGAGUCGUCGUCUUCGUUUGUUGUCCAGCUCAUCAUUGAUUGCGAUUAUCACCACAGAAUCGCUGAACCAAGGGGACUCAAAAUCGCAUCUCACCAUUAUUACGCUUUUUCUAUCUCCCCAAAAUACCCCUGAAAUAUUCUCUUAUUCUCACUCUUGUCUUAACUCUUACGUCUUUAUAAAAGCCAAAUGCCACUAUCGUCACUGAGAUUGCGCCUAAUUGUCAUAAUACUGUCAUUGUUCGGCGGACAUUUUCAAAAGGUCUCGAAGUAACCCAUUGAAGCGCGCCUUCAGAAAGAGCCUUUUUGUGUAUUUCGAAAAACUUUUUUUAUUACUCAAUUUUUUUUUCUUAAUUCUAUUUCUCUUAUUCUUCCACCACCACCUCCUCCUUGUUUAUGGUCUAUUCCGAUCGUAAACGCCGUCGUCAAUGUCGAAUCUCUCUCUCUCUCUCUCUCUCUCUGUGAGUGACUGAGUCAAAUCGAUCACUGAGGAGACUGAAGUCAGAGAUCCGGCAUGUUGGACGGACUACUUCGCCGCGGGUUCGCCGCUAAAUGCAAAUCGUUGAUCAAGUUGAUCAAGAAUCGGAUCGAUGUGAUAAGGCGGAAGCGGAAGGCGACGGAGAAGUUUUUUAAGCAAGACAUUGCUGAUCUGCUGGCGAAUGGUCUCGAUAUUAAUGCCUACGGAAGGGCUGAUGGACUUGUUGUUGAGCGGACAAUGUCGUCUUGUUAUGAUUUCAUUGAGCAAUCUUGUGACUUUGUAAUGAAGCGCCUUCCGGUGAUGCAGAGCCUGAGUGGAUGCCCUGAGGAAUGCAGAGAGGCUGUAUCAUCUCUAAUGCUUGCUGCUGCAAGAUUUUCUGAUCUUCCAGAACUACGCGGGCUUCGGCAAAUAUUUCAGGAGAGAUAUGGGAAUUCCCUGGAUUGCUAUGUCAACCAAGAGUUUGCUGCAAACUUGAAUGUGAGGCCUUCUACAUUGGAAAAGAAGGUUAACUUGAUGCAGGAGAUUGCAUCAGAGUUUUCAAUAAAUUGGGACUUCAAGGCUUUUGAGGAGAAGAUGUCCAAACCCUCUGCAUUUGCACAGGACCACAAAAUUUACAAAACUAACCAUUUGACCCAUAAUAAUAAAUCAUCACAUGGCAAUGAUGGUGCCCUGAAAGGAGACAAACAUGUUUUGUUGGAGCAAAGGCCAGCCCAUCCUAUCAAUAAAGCUAUUGUCUCAAAAAGAGUCUAUGACGAUGCUCAGUCUAGAUCCAGGCCUCCUAAAUAUCGAUUAAAUCAGCAUAAUGGUUGUGAUGACAUUCUAAAAAGUGAUAUCCAUGACCAUGAAAAACGAGAGCUUAAUGCUAAGAGGGACAGACGACACCGGAAUGAGGAUAGUAUGCCAAAACCGAUUGUAAAAGGUGGUUUAUCCCAGGAUCAAGGGGUGGAACAAUUUGAAGAUGGUUGUAAUUGGGGAAGCAGAACUCUUCAUAGGGAGGAAACACUUAGGGAGGAAACACCGAUGGCCAACCCCUAUUACAAUACUCACAUUCCGCCUCCUUAUGUUAAAUCCAGUUCUAAACAGAAGACUAGCAAAUCUGGAGCCAAUGUUGAUUUUUCACAAGAAGACCAAGGUAACAUCUCUGCAUACCCUUCACCACAUGGUGAGCCUGAUGUGGCCAGUGCAUCAGAGAGGAUUCAUUUAAGUUCAGAAAAGGGAUUGGCUACUGAAGUUCCCGCGCCUAAAUCUAAAUCAUCUAGGCGCAAGCACUCAAAAUCACGCCCUAGUCACUAUGAUGCCAAUUCUAGUCAGUAUGAUGCCAGUGCAGAACAUAGUAGAAUUGUGACGAGAAAAUUGAGGAGCAGGAGACGAGAUGACCCAAGACGUGGCCUGCAACUCUUGUUUGACGAUGAUCGUUAUCGAAGUCAUGAAGAGGAAAGGAUAAUGGAUAAGUUACUGCUAUAUUACAGUAAAAAACCUUCCAUCUUGCCUGAAAAAUGGAUAAGAAAGAAUAGAAGCCGCCAUGCACGCCAAAUGGAUAACUCAGCACGAGAAUUUUCAAGGAAUGAUGAGUCACCAGAGAUGAAUGCUGCUCUACCACGAUCGGUUUCUCUUCCCCGCGAGGAAACAGAAGUAAUGAAAGGAAACAAAGAAUUCACUCGAGGUGCUUCAUUUCAACCGGAUAGACCAACCGUAGCUCGGCAUGUGCAUCCCAAGUUACCUGACUACGAUGAUUUGGCUGCUCGGUUUGCAGCGUUGAAAGGAAGAUGAAAGAAAGAACAAAGGGUCAAAGAAGCUUCAAUGCCCGUGUAGAUAAGGCGUUUUAAUUAUUCAGCCUUUAUCUCAUAUUCUGGUGUGUCGUUUUUUUUUUUUAAUUUUUUUUUUGGCGGGUGGGGGGCUUCAAUUUCAAUGGUAAACUGUUGACUACUAUGUAGGCUGCGGCUCUAUGGAGUUGUUCGGUUUUAAUGCAACUUCAAGUUAUAUGUCAUCCGAUCCCUGUUCAAAUUUUCUUUUCUUUCUUUUUCC